AAAAUGACUACUCUUACUUCAUUGAGAGGAAAAUCCGAAGUGGUCCAUGCCAGAAGGACUGAAUCACAGGAUGUUCACUGUAUUAAGGCGCUCAUCAGAAGCCAUACUGAAAAGAUUUUUGGGAGGAUGAAUGUCACCUAUCUUCUAGAAAAAACGAGCCUUGCGAUAACCCUGUGCAAUGAGAAGGAGGAGAUUAUGGCCCACGCUGCUUUCCUGGACUAUCCCAAUUGGAACGUGGCCCAACAGGACGAAUGGGUGACAGUCUUCCACGAUCUUGAAGGUGCAAGUGCCUGCACGCCCCUGAACACGUUGUUUUUGCAUCUUUUUGUGGCCGUUGAGGAAUACGCGGUCGGCUGUUGCACAGAAAUCAUCAGUGCCGUUUAUAAGGCGGUUCCCGAAUUGCACUUCAUAUAUCUCUUAAUUCCAGCUCACUUGAAUUUAGGCCCAACUUUGAAGACUGUUUUUGAACCAGUGGGCUGCCUUCCAUGUUUGACAUUUGAAGAGGACUUUGCCGUGUUUGUCUGUCUCAGGCAGAAGUACUGUCCUCGGUUAUACAUUCGAAAAGCCAGGUUGGAAGAUUAUGAUGAUCUCAUGCCUAUCUUCACGCUUUACGACACCACUCUGCGGGAAAUCUACGGAGAGUACUUCCUCGCUCAACUUAUAGACGCUCAGGAUGAAGAAAAUCACACCGUCGUGUGUGAGAAUAGAGGCACAGCCGUGGGGUUGAUGAGCGUGUGCUCCCAUGUGAACCUGAGCAUGCUUCAUCGCUGCUUCGACCUGAGGACUUUCCAUGGGUUCUGCAAACCGCAUCCUGAUGACGUUCUGAAACCAAGGCAGAAACCAAGCUUUCAACCAAAGGAGAAGACAAGUAGCCACACAGUUCAAAAAUCAAAGUCUGAUGUGUGUGAACCUCCGGCGCUUCCCGAAGAUAGUCAAGUCAUGACAACGGUUUCCCAAAGUGUGGAGUCCGGACCCCAGAGCCCCGGGUGGAAGGUGGAGGCGGUGAAGGAAGGUGGUCUCUGCCAGCUCCCAGAUGGAGCCACUCCAGGAGAAGCCAGCGGUGACCAUCCGGAUGAUUUAAAGCAGGCAGAGACGGAAUCCACCAUUUCCAAAGCUUCGUCUUUGGUACGUGAUGACAGCGACGGAGAUUCGCAGACCACCCCGCCGGCUCCCUCGCCAGCUGGGCAGGACGAGGACUUUCACCCCGUGUACCGAGGCGCUUCAAAUGCUUUCUGCAUUCAGCUGUUUUGCAUUGAUGAGAAACACGAAACGAGGUCACUGGAUUUUAUGCAAUUUGUUUUCAGCCUUUUCCCUGAAAAAGACUACUGCAUCAUCUCUGUUCCUCAUCUGGUGCCUGAAUUUAUUCUGAUCCAAAAUUUCGUCAGGGUCAUUCCCUUUAGUAGAUGCACCCUGGACCAAGAGCUCUAUGUCUUUCACCGGGCCGGACUGCUCAAGUCAAUUUCCAUAAGACCAGCAAAAACCAGUGAUACACCAGCAGUUGAAAAGCUCAUCCAAACCCUUGUCCAGAAUAAAAGCAUAUUGGAUGAUUUAGAAAAAUUUAAUGAAGCUCGUAGAGAUCCAGAUGGGACACCGGUGCAGGCUUUUGUAGCUGAAGUUUUGGACCAGAUAGUCGGAAUUUCAGUGAUCAGAAAUGAAAUGGACAUUGAGUAUAUACGGGCACAUUACAAUAUUGAAGAUUUUAUCUACUUCAACCAUCACCAGCGGGAGGAGCAUGGCCAUCUAUACCACUUUACUCUAAAUCCCAUAUUCAAGCACUAUACCAAGUACUUUCUGAAGGAGAUACUCCGGCUAAGCUUCAAAUCCUGUCUCUACUACCCUGUUUAUCCGCUGACCAGGGAAGGCCAGUUUCAGAAUCCCUCUGCCCAUUCCCUGACAUCUGCCCUUCAUUACAUGGUUCCCGUGCGACCAAGACGACAGAUUGUCUAUCCUCUGGAAAAGCUUGGCAUAAAUGCUCCAUCAAAGGAGGUCUCCAAGGAUCAGCUGAAGUAUGCACUGAACCACACCAACCGGAAAUUAAUGCUGGAACCCAAGGUGACUAUCAAUGCCAGAGUCGUGGUGGUUGGAGCAUCCAACGUUGGAAUUUCCUUUCUAGAAACGCUCGUCUUUUGCCCUCACUUGAAGUUUAAUAACCUGAUAUUGAUUUCCAUCCACGGACUUCCUGGAAAAAAUCACCUUGGCCCAGAAAACAGAUUUCUAGCAAACGACCACUGUUUCAAUGAUGAAGAUUAUGCAUUGAUGGCACUUUAUUCCUGGGUCAACGUGGUGGUUGGUAAAAUGACGGGCAUAGACCGAGCUGCCAAGUAUGUGGUGGUUUCCAAGGAGAAGAAAGUUCCAUACGACCACCUUGUUCUCUGUACUGGGCAGCAAUACCAGGUCCCAUGUCCUACAGGAGCUGAUAUCAGCAAACUUUUGACCAACAGAGAGACGAACAGUAAAAUGAGAUAUACUGGCCAAGUUCCUUCAAAUCUUUUUACCCUCAAUGAUGACGAGGAUUGCUUAAAUUUCACAAAGUGGCUAAAAGACAGCUUCAUCGAUUCAGGAGGGAAUGUCAUUGUCUACGGGAAUACAAUUGACAUUUACACCACAGUAGAAACCCUCUUAUCUCUUGGAAUUAAUGGCUCUCGCAUACACAUCGUCCAACCUCCACUUAGCUCCAACAUUACUUGCCUUAACAACUAUGCAGUGGAAAAGGCUAUUCAGGAAACACUGGAAAUGGCUGAUGUGACUGUUUAUCAUGAUGCUCUACUUGCACAGUGGAAUGAAGGCAGCCACCCGGAUCCCAUAACAUGUGCCUCUUUCACUACACCUACAAAACCAUUUAAAAUCCAGUGUUCGGCGUUCAUCAGCUUCUAUGAGAAAAACGUGGAUUUUGAGACUUUCAAAGCCCUGAAUGAUGCUUGUCUUGUCUAUGACGGGAGACUGGUGAUUGACACCAAUUUCCACACCAACGAUGUUACCAUCAGAGCUGCGGGCCCCCUCACUAAGUUCUCCAAUAGGUAUUAUGCGAAUGAGUGGACCCACAGCAGAUUCAAUUCCAAAGAGAUCGGUUUCCAGCUCGCCGCGGCCAUGCUGAAUAUGUUUGACCCAACCCUGGACCCAGUGAUGGAGUGCCCGUGUGAUCUGGACAAACUCAUCCCUAUCUAUAAGGGAGCUAAAAUUCAAGGAGGUCGCCUUCCUGGAGGUUACGAUUACUUGCACAUAGCCAAACCUGGAAUCCCUACACCCUUAGAGGUGCAGAUCACUCAGCCUAACUUUGGUGUGCAAGUAAUAACUGGAAAAGCCAAUAAAGGGAAUUAUUUCAGAAUCCACAUUAACCAGUACCACCUGGUGGAAACCAUUACCUGCUUCUCUAAAAAGCCCUUUCCUGUGUCCAACUACAUCUGUUUGUUUGGGCAGCACGAGCGAGUUCUGAACAACCUGUGUACACGCCAUAAAGAUGGUUUGAUCACUGAUCUUUAUAGCUACUUCAGGGAACCUUGGUCCAUGGCCGUCUUUCACGAUCGUUUUAUUGAUCUGAAGAAAGAAUUGCGUGAAAUCCUUGCAUUCAAGGAGGAUGAGAGUCUUCCCUCAGUAGAAGAGCUGGCUCGGCAGAUAGUGGACGAGGAGCUCAACUUGUCUGAAAAGCCAAGAAAAUACCUGAAAAGGUUCUUCCAGGAGAACAUCUACCAAGCCUUGGUGGAGAAAAGCAUUCUUGCUUAUUUGCAAUAUAAUAACUACCAUCUGCCUAUGUAUGCCUGGCCAGGGAUUAUUUAGUUAUGGGCUCAUUUUCAGUUUUAUUGGUUUCAUGUAUGUGGCCUUUUUUUUUUAUUGCCCUGAAUUAAUUAAUACGGAAUUUCACCGAGAGUCUUGUGUUGCAUGGUAGGUACCACGGUGUCUGGGUUUUCAUUUUCUUUUCCUCGUCGAGUUUCAGCUGUAAUACUCACGUUCUCCAGGAGGUGGCGCGCGGCAACGGUGUCUCCGUCGAGCGAAGUUGUGCAGAGCCGCGCUCACAAUUAACACAAUUAACACAACAAACCAAUCAAUAAUCAUUCGACGGAAACACUUAUUUUAGCCAAGAAACACUCGUUUUAUUAAUAAACGUCACCUGCUAG
This is a messenger RNA of Tachyglossus aculeatus (Australian echidna), 4112 nucleotides long. It is a transcript of the gene CFAP61, whose product is annotated as cilia and flagella associated protein 61. Bases 4 to 3774 code for a protein of 1256 amino acids. The transcript has 26 exons. The record is from RefSeq and is a predicted model, not a curated record. Lineage: Eukaryota; Metazoa; Chordata; Mammalia; Monotremata; Tachyglossidae.